Molecule: messenger RNA, 1189 nt
Organism: Cyprinodon variegatus (sheepshead minnow)
Lineage: Eukaryota; Metazoa; Chordata; Actinopteri; Cyprinodontiformes; Cyprinodontidae
Gene: thoc3
Product: THO complex 3
Exons: 6
Coding region: 25-993 (322 amino acids)
Biological process (GO): mRNA export from nucleus
Cellular component (GO): THO complex part of transcription export complex
Molecular function (GO): protein binding
Source: RefSeq, a predicted model, not a curated record
GAAGAAGAAGAGAAGGGAAACAAGAUGGCGUCACAAUAUUACCAAGAGAUGCAGGAGAGCUUCAGAAAUAACAACAAAAGCCGGGAGUUCCAGGCUCAUACAGCCAAAGUACAUUCAGUGGCCUGGAGCUGCGAUGGGAGGAGGCUCGCCUCCGGCUCGUUUGAUAAAACAGCCAGCGUUUUUGUCCUGGAAAAGGACCGUUUGGUGAAGGAGAACAACUACAGAGGACACAGUGACAGCGUGGAUCAGCUGUGCUGGCAUCCAACCAACCCCGAUCUGUUUGUCACUGCGUCCGGAGACAAAACCAUUCGCAUAUGGGACGUGCGCACAACCAAAUGCGUCGCCACAGUCAACACGAAGGGUGAGAACAUCAAUAUCUGCUGGAGUCCAGACGGUCAGACUGUCGCAGUCGGGAACAAAGACGACGUUGUGACCUUCAUCGACGCCAAGACGCACCGCUCCAAGGCUGAGGAGCAGUUCAAGUUUGAGGUGAACGAGAUCUCCUGGAACAAUGAUAACGACAUGUUCUUCCUCACCAACGGGAACGGCUGCAUCAAUAUUCUGAGCUAUCCGGACCUGAAGCCCAUCCAGUCCAUCAACGCUCACCCAUCCAACUGCAUUUGCAUCAAGUUUGACCCCACGGGGAAAUACUUUGCCACAGGAAGUGCUGACGCUCUCGUUAGUCUGUGGGACGUGGAGGAGCUGGUAUGUGUGCGCUGCUUCUCCAGACUGGACUGGCCGGUGAGGACUCUAAGCUUCAGCCACGAUGGAAAGAUGUUGGCCUCUGCCUCUGAGGAUCAUUUUAUUGACAUUGCAGAGGUUGAAACAGGUGAGAAGCUGUGGGAAGUGCAGUGUGAUUCUCCAACUUUCACAGUCGCCUGGCAUCCAAAGAGACCGUUGCUGGCCUUCGCCUGUGAUGACAAGGAGGGCAAAUAUGACAGCAACAGAGAGGCAGGAACAGUGAAACUGUUUGGCCUUCCUAAUGACUCCUGAAGAGGAUCAGUUGUUGUCAGCUGUUUUUACUCUCAGGAGGGAGGAAAGAAAUUGCUAAGACGGACUGUAGUAACCCUCUGCUACCAGCAGGUGGUGCAGCUAUCUUUAUUUUCCUCAGAAACGACUGGAUGUCAUGCCCUGUUGUUUUUUAUACAGUUAAACACCCCAUGCUGUAAAAUAUUCAUGUAAGAUAAAG